AUGUCUUCAUCAACAUCUACUAUAAACAAUAAUCGUCCUAUUGAAUAUACAAUAACAUGUUCUGAUGCUACAGGUCAACAAGAAAAAUUUAUCUUUCAUCAACAUACAGCACCAGUCUCCAUUUGUCAACAAUUUAAUCCAUCAUCAUUGAAUCAAACAAAAAUACAAGUAGUAUCAUUGAUGUCAGGUCUUGUCAAAGCACAUACCAAAGAAGUAUUACAAGCUCGAACAUGGUAUUGUGUUGAAUGUAAUCAACCAGCUACUACAAUUAUACAUAAUCCAAUGUCUUAUCUUCAUUUAUCAAAACCACAAGUUAUCGAUCUCGCAUCACCAUGUUGUGCAAGUAAAAUAUGUGAUAAAAGUAUUCAAGCACAUUUUGCUGAAAUAAUGUCUGAAGUUGGUGUACCAAAUGGAUUCCCAUAA
Molecule: messenger RNA, 423 nt
Organism: Adineta steineri
Lineage: Eukaryota; Metazoa; Rotifera; Eurotatoria; Adinetida; Adinetidae
Source: the annotation of a GenBank genome assembly